AUGAUGUCCUGGCUGCGAGACUUGGCUCUGAUAUGGAGGACUCUGGUUAUUGUGGUUGUGCCCUUGGCAGCCCUGCCAGUUCUUCUGACUGAUGGGUCGAAGGAGAUGUCCUGCCUGUAUGGCGUGAUCCUGGUGGCUGUGUUCUGGAUGACCGAGGUUAUGCCCCUGCCCGUGACCGCUCUCUGCCCAGUGGUCAUCUUCUCCCUCCUCGGCGUGCUCCCUGCCCGCCAGAUCGCUCCCAACUACGUCAAGGACGCCUCUAUCUUCAGUCUGUCGUGUCUGACCUUUGCCCUCUGUGUGGAGAAAUGGAAUCUGCACAGGCGUAUUGCAUUGAACACGAUGUUGUUGAUGGGCUCCAGCCCUAAAUGGCUGCUGCUGGGUUUCAUGCUGCCUACCUGGUUCCUGUCUAUGUGGGUGAACAAUACGUCAGCCACGGCUAUGAUGAUCCCUAUCGUAAUGGCCGUGUUGCAAGAACUGCGACUGAUCCAGUCUAAAGCGAGGGGAGUUGACACUAAUGGAUACCACGACAGGGACGAAAGAGGUGAAGAUGCAGCGGUUGAACAGCACCAGACGCCCGGCCCUGAGGUUAAAACAACGAAAAACAUGGCACACACUUCAAAAAUGGCUGCUGUGACGUCAUCCACAAUAUGUUCAAUGUUUAACAUGUCUGACAGGUCGGAGGAGUCUAUAGAAUACCCCAGUGAUGACUUUAGGAACCUGUGCAAAAGCCUCAGUAUCUGCAUCUGUUACUCAGCCUCUAUCGGGGGCUCGGGGUCACUGACCGGGACGUCCACCAAUCUCGUCAUGCAAGGACAGGCAGAGGAGAUUUUCGGGUCGUACGGGCUGCCGUCUGAGAUCAACUUCCUGAACUGGCUCAUCAUCGCUCUGCCCGUCUCCAUGAUCUGCCUGCUCAUCACAUGGAUCUGGCUUCUUGUUCACUUUUUUGGGUUCAAGUGAGAUCGUUGUGUUGAACCCAAUCAAGUCAUUUAUUAACUCUUAGUAUACGGAAGUCUAUUUCACAUUUACACACAGCCAAUAUUGUCGUCCAAUUUUUCAGCAGCAUAAACUUCCCCAAAACUCCGCUUUCUAAGCUGUUUGCAAAAAAAUUAACGCCGCACUAGGAAUAAAUAAGGGAUCCCUGUGAUAAACAUAUCGUUUUCUUAUACACACGAUGGGUUUGCUGGGUUUAGUAGCAAAUGCGUAAUGGGCGUGCGUGCUCUGGUGUGGUUUGCUACUUCUUUCCUACCAAACAUCUAUCGUAAUUUUCUCUC
Molecule: messenger RNA, 1271 nt
Organism: Aplysia californica (California sea hare)
Lineage: Eukaryota; Metazoa; Mollusca; Gastropoda; Aplysiida; Aplysiidae
Product: solute carrier family 13 member 2-like
Exons: 7
Coding region: 1-957 (318 amino acids)
Biological process (GO): monoatomic anion transmembrane transport
Cellular component (GO): membrane
Molecular function (GO): transmembrane transporter activity
Source: RefSeq, a predicted model, not a curated record